UCUGGAAAAAAAAAAAGAAGAGAACUCAGCCAUUUGACUCAGUGAUUCCACAUGCUGGCAUGGUAGGAAUUUAGCCAUUUAAUAGUGUUUCAGCUCUAUGGAAGAUUUAGAUCAGGGAUACUCAAUUUGGUCGUAUGAGGGACGCAGUUCUCCUGGUAUUCAAUUAGUCACCACUCCAACACACCUGACUCAAAUGGAUCCAACAACUUUUGAAGUUCUUCACAAUGACUUAUUAAUUUGAUUCAUGUGUGUUGGUGCAAGGACGGAUUGAAAACCUGCAGCCCUCAUGGGACUAAAUUGAGUAUUCCUGAUUUAGAUACUGACCUAAAGGAAACAGUCUGGAAGCGUCACUGUGUAGGGGUUGCUCCUCCCAUGUGGACAUUUUGGCUAAUUACCCCAGAAAAGGCCUAAGUAAAGAUCUAAGAAAAUUAUAUCAAAAUGUUUGUAAUGCUUAUGUUUUAAAGAUAUUAAUGAAGGUUUAAAUGUCAACUUUGCUCAAGUCCAUGAUCUCUUGACACAAUAAUCAACCUGAACAUGAGUUUUUAGGAGGAAACCUGAUUAGUUCAUCCAAACAUCAACCCAUGGUCCAUUGUGAGUAAUUAGAAGUGUUGUCACCUGGAAAUAAAAGAAGCUGCUUCCAGCUGGGAAGGUUUGGCUCCUCAGCAGCUAGAUGGCUUCCAGGUUUGGCCCGAAGAAAGUUGAAGAAGAGCAGGAUUACUGUUACUCCUAUCUGCGAAUGGAUAGCAAGCCCUUGAAUGAGCACCCUCAGAGCCCCUCCUGGUUGAAAGAGAGAGAGGAGCACAUUGAUCAAGGAGAAUCUCUCAGGGAGCAACUGAAAGAGAUGGAUGAGCAUGUGGCCAGGCUUCAGGACAUGUUGAGAUGUGAAUGGGUCAAGUGCUCCCGUCUGCAGCUCCAAUUUAACCAGCAGGAGGCUGAGCUAAAACGUCGAGAGCUGCUCAGUAAUAGGCUGAAGGAGAAGCUAUCAAAGCUGGUUGACAGACCCAGAGACAAAGGACCCUCCUUAGAAGUUUUAAACUUGCCACCCAGUGGCAGGGGCAAGAGGGAGCAGUUGAACAAAUCUCUCAGGUUUGCAGCAAGACGAGAAGAAGCAGCGCUUCAGCUGAUGCUGGAGCGCAGAGAGGCAGAGCUAAGAGAGGCGAUGAAGCUACGCCACAGUCUAACCACUUUACUGCAUGCGCUAAGAAAGGAUAUGGAGCAGUCCCUGUCAGACUUGGCAAAUGUGGCCCAAGAUGGAGAUAAAAAGCUGGAUCAAACUGAAGUGGCACUUGGUGAACAUGUGACUGGAGGAGUUGUUCAGAGUUGGAGGCAAGUACAGAAGAAACUGCAAGGCGUGCUGUCUGAUGGUCAAACUGCUGCUGGUACCGACCAUGACAAGCUACUGGCUCAACUAGAAGCUGAGCUUAGAGGGAGUCACCAACUUGUCAGAUUACAGCAGCAACUGCUGCAGGAUAGCCUUGCAUCUCCCGUCCCUUCUGAACUCUCGGAUUCCUACUUUUUGGAAGAGUGGGAGCGUCUUCAGAUGUGCUGGGGAGAGCUGCAUCAUCAGAAGAGGACUUUUGAAAGAGAGCGCAAGGCUUUCACUGAUGCCGCCAUCCGACUAAGCCACGAACGCCGAGACUUUGAACAACAGAAAGCUUCUUUUGUAAAGCAGCAAUAUCUCUGUGACUCGCCUCUGAUGUGCAAAGGAGUGCCAAACAGCAGCAGAGAGAGCACUGUCCUCAACUUCUCUUGCAUGGGACCCGCCAACAUGUCUGGCUGUCGUCCCAUUACUCCAUCAUCUGCUGACUCCAGCAAUGUGGCCAUUCCUGGAUUACAUGAGGGAACCGUGAGAGUGCAAACCCCCAGUACUCCUGAGUUGUAUGCUGCCCUCAAUAUGUCUGAUGGCAGGUCCAGAGAUGUUGACCACCAAUUGGAGAUGUGGGAUAGUGGGGUAUGUAGGAGAGUUUGCUCACCUUGGGCUCAACAUAUGGACUUGUCAUUUUAAUAGAGUACUGAUGGUGCACCCCAAAAAUUAAAUUGUAUUACUAUAUUUCCUAUUUUAACAUAAUAAAGUGAUUUUAUGUUUUUCA
Molecule: messenger RNA, 2090 nt
Organism: Melanotaenia boesemani (Boeseman's rainbowfish)
Lineage: Eukaryota; Metazoa; Chordata; Actinopteri; Atheriniformes; Melanotaeniidae
Product: afadin- and alpha-actinin-binding protein
Exons: 13
Coding region: 671-2005 (444 amino acids)
Source: RefSeq, a predicted model, not a curated record